Amoebophrya sp. A120 is the source of this 3700-nucleotide messenger RNA. NCBI's taxonomy places the organism in Eukaryota, Dinophyceae, Syndiniales, Amoebophryaceae. The record is from the annotation of a GenBank genome assembly.
AUGCGUCGCCCCAGGUCGGUGACUUUCAUCUUCUCCGGGAACCGUGAAUUAGACGUCACCCUCGCGCACCAGCGAACGCACGCGCGGAGGACACUCGUCUCUUUCCUCGUCCACGCUCUCGUUUUUGCGAGAUGUUGCCUCGGGGAAAGCGCUCCAUGGCCGAUGCCGCGCGGCAUGGUGCACAAUCCGAAAAAUCCGUACGAACCUAACACUGUACAAGUGUUCCGCCCGAGAAACUUCAUCGAUCUGGACGAACUUCGCAUACGUGGCCAAGAGACCCGGGGAGUAGUGCAGCAAAAGCUAAACAGAAGAGGACCAACGCCUGCCGCUUCUAACAAAAAACAGAAAGAUGCUGCAUCUGCAUCUCCACCGCAGCCAGCAGCAGCUUUCAUCUCCUACUCCGAGACAGGUAAAGCCUCUAUUCCGAAAGUGACAGAGGACGAUGAAGAUGUGUCCCUGGUACGCGUCAAAGCGCGAUAUUAUCACGGUAAAAAGAACCCCUUCACCGACUGGCUAUUCGGAAAAGACGACGCAGAAAAGGAUGCUGACAAAAGCAGUCCGGCGAAAGGUGACGUUGACGCGGAGGAGACACCGGAAAGCAAACCUGUAACAAAAGUCGUGAAAAAACCAGAAGCUACUGGCGUCAACAAGAAGGACGCGAAAAGCGAGAAGGUCCAUCUCCCCGUCAAGAAAAAAGCUCCGGCAGCUAAGACCGCCGCAAAUGCUGCAAAGACUGAUGCUGAUGGAAAAGACAUCAAUCACAAGAAGCCGGUGGUGAUUGCCAAAACAAGCGGUGAGAAAAAGGUCGAAGCCAAUGAGAAGAAUAGAAAAAAGGCUGCAGCGACGCACGGACAAGAGGAUGCAAAAAAAGAUAAGGUGCUUGAAAUUGCGCUCGCUUUAUUUUUUUUUAUCGCAAGGAUAUCAGUUUGCAAUGUAUGUGGAAGGCAAGGACUCAUAAAUGCAGAUCAGGACCACGACUGGGAAAAAGUCGCAACGUAAAUUCAUCCUGAUGAAAUUUAAAAUAAAACCAAAACAGGCUUCCGAGUCUUCUGACGAUGAGCAGCGAGCGCAAGAUAGCACGGAUGAGGAUGCCGAAAGCACAGACGAAGGUAUGGAAAAGCAAGAACCGCCCGCGAAAGAUGUUGGGGACAAAGACCACGGAAACAAGAAGCAUAGCCUACUUCUUGUAGGAAAAGCAAAGUCGAAGCAGAGGCAACUCACGACAAAGAGCUUGACGCUGGGCGCUGCUAGUAGUGCUGGGCACAGUAAAACUGGGGUCGUAGAGCAGAGUCAGACCGGAACAUCAAGCGCUGCACAAAAAUUCGCGUCCACAGCAACAAAAGGCAGGAAAAGCGGAGCGAGCACCUCCUCAAAAGUAGUGAAAAAGACAACUACAACGUCGAAGAAAAAAUCUUUUCUCAAGACCCGCCUCAAGAAGACGUCAAAAGCAAAAACUUCAGCUUCCGCAUCCAAAUCAAAAACCAAGACAAAGAGGAAAUCGAAAUCGAAGACGAAGGCAGCUGCAUCAUCUUCUAGUACAAAAGAACAAGCAAAGAUCAGAAAGGAAACCGCCACAGUGGGUGCUGCAGCAAAAAAGCACCAGGUGAAGAAGGAGACCCACUUGAGUCACGUCCAAGCGAAAGAAACUGCGGCAAAGGAAAAUCUCGGAAAACGUCGAGCUGUACGCAUUGCCCAAAUAUGUCUGGGUUUGAAAGGUUGCAAAACUUGUGUAAUUCGCGUGACAUGGCUGUCGUGUAGAGUUUGUCAUGCAUGAUGCGGAAGAGUGUCACGUGGCAGUCGCAUCGUUUGUUCGUGUUGCAAGAAUGACUCUCACAUGCGGAAAAAUGCACUUCGCAUAGCUCAUCAAGAACAAGUUUUCGUGCUUGCCCGCCUAUUGUCAUCUGAUUUGAAAAUGUUUUCGUUAUCCACGUGAAACUCAGACAUACUUGCAUCUGAUAACCCGCCGUUGGGAGCCACGGGGCGGAAGCCACCUCCGAGGGGAAUUUCGACGCCAAGCUUUGGUUCACCGUGAAGCGAGCGGCAAAGUGCUGCUCCAGUGUAAUUCUUAGUACCGAUCAUUUUUACAAGACAGAAGCUGAAGCGGAGUACCAUGGUUCCCGCGAGUGUGGAAUCACCUACAGCAGAAACCAGUGCAUGGGCUUCCAAAUGUACAAAAUGAACCAUCUGUUUCUGAUACUGAUUUCCCACCUCGUCGUCGAGGGCUAUUGUUUCUCUUUCGGUGUUGCUUUUUGAGUUCAGCAUUGGAAAUGCUGUGGAAAAAAGUAGAGUUUAUGAAUCCAACAAAAAAAAUUAACAGCGAUGGGGAUGCAGGGAAAUACAUGUACACGACCUACAAAUCGUGCUGUGCUAGCGACUAUGAAAUGCAAAAAUGUCUGGGCCUGCAAGGAUGCGAAGUUGUGAUGCAUACUUGGAUCACACAAAAAUCUGUCAUGCUUAGACAGCAAAAGCAGCUCCUUUUCCUGUCGCCGAACGAAGGUGUUUACCAUGCGGAUUAAGCAUUGGGAAACCGUCUGCAAACCUGUGAUGCUAGGCCUUGCAUGGCACACCUUCCGCGUCAAGCAGAAACAGCAUCACAAACCUCAGCAAUCUUCCAGACCCAGAUAUAUUUGCAGUUCAUAGCGACUGUCGCAACCACGUCGAGCUGAACCAGUCCGUGUGGAUCCGGGACGAAGGGCAAAACUCUGAUCUAUCAGAAGGAAAAAUCCCCCCUCCCCACAUGGAAACGAAAUUUCUGAUGCUGGAUUUGCGUACACAAAUCAGAUUUGCCUUGCAGUAGAGGACUGCAGGCCCAUAUCGUGCCGGAGUCGAGAGGUUUUGGCCUAGGCACUUCUUAGCAUGAGGAACGUCUAUGCCGUAGGCGUAGGCCCAACAACAUUACACACCGCCGGCAUAAUGGGGCCGAGCCUGUGGCGUCGCUUUCUUGCAUCACAGAUGCGAUUUGUGGUCACAAAUCAGCAUGAGAAAUUUUCUGAGAUCUGCCUUAAUAUCGAUAUGGGGAGGGGGGAUUUUUCCUUACGAUAUGAUCUGUGUGCGACGGAGGGGAAGACCGGCGUAAAAAAAUCCUCUGCCGCGGGGAGUGUUUGACGACAGAUCCGCGGUGGGAUUUUGGAACCGAAGGAUGCAAGGACGGAGGAGAACGAACAGGCGGCUGCAAGAACGUACUGCCGUGGCCACAACUUUUGUGGUUUCUGGCAAAAAAGAGAAACUAACACCAAACAAAGGAUCAAGAAGAAUCCAAAUACACUUUACCAAAUCUAACGAAAUAAACGAGCUGAGAGGAUCUAUUUUUUUCACUCUAACUUCAACUUCCAAACAACUUUAACUUUUUGAUAAUCUUCAACUUUUUUGUUUCUAGAGAAUACAGAUUUUUAGAUUCCAUAUGAUCGAGGGUGGCGAGCGCACAGUUGUGCCUCCACCUGCAGGUGCGAGGACGACGAGAGGCAGGGGACAAUAAGCCAUCAUAUUUCAUCGUGUUGGUAAUGCAACACUGGCACCACAAACAUGAUCAUUGUUUACGGAAAUGUUAUGGAUCCUAAAGGAGCAAACAUUUCAGAAAAUCAAAAUGACCUUCAUGAGACCCAAUGAAUGUUGACGUCAGAAAAUAAUACACAUGUACAACUUUGCCACUCGGUGAAACCACAAAGAUAUGGCACGAACGAAAUACAAUGGCAAUAACCCG